Messenger RNA from Durio zibethinus, 3591 nucleotides. RefSeq names its product transcription coactivator. The record is from RefSeq and is a predicted model, not a curated record. Lineage: Eukaryota; Viridiplantae; Streptophyta; Magnoliopsida; Malvales; Malvaceae.
CAAAACUGUUGUCACUGGAUUAUGGGUCGAUCAUAGUUUUGAUAUUGGAAUGCCUGUCGAUCCUACUUCGAUUAUGUACAAACCUCUUAGAGAUUUGAAUGGAAUUCCUGGUGCUAAAAGUUUAAUUGUAUGCUUGACUGGAUACCAGAGGCAAGAUCGAGAUGACAUUAUGACAAUGGUUAGCUUGAUGGGUGCUCAAUUUUCUAAACCUUUGGUUGCAAACAAAGUCACCCAUCUGAUAUGCUAUAAAUUUGAAGGGGAGAAGUAUGAGCUUGCUAAGAAAAUCAGGAAGAUAAAGCUUAUCAAUCACCGUUGGUUGGAAGAUUGUUUAAGAGAAUGGGAACUUCUUUCAGAAGCUAAUUAUAGCAAGAGUGGUUAUGAGUUAGAGGUGAUGGAAGCUGAAGCUAAAGAUUCUGAAGAAGAGGCUGAAGAAACUACAUGGAAAGAAUCCGGACAAAAAAGUUUGAAGAGGAGCUCUCAUAACUUGAAGGCUGGAAUGCUCAGUUCCAGUGAGUUGCCCAAUUCAGCAGUUGAAGUGUCGAUGUCAACUAUGCCCAGAUAUUCACCAAAUACCAAGGAGGUUUUAUUGACGCCUGGCAAAUCUCAUCAAGGCACAAGCUCCACCGAUGUUAAUGACCCUAAGCUACAUGCUUUUCAGGACUCUGGUCUCGGGAAUGCUUCAUCUAUUAAGUUAGCUGAACAACACAACAGAAGCCCAAAUUCUACAAAUGUAGAUAUUAACUUGGCAUCUAACUCUAAGAGCCCCUCUUUAUCCAAUGAGAAGUUUACUGCUAUAAGCUACUCAAGGAAAACACCAAGGAAAUCACCAGGAAAGUCUACACCCCCAAAUUUAUCAGGAGAGAUAUCAGGCAACUUUAGUGGCUCUCCUCAAGCUAUGAGAAUCAAGGAUGCAUUUGGCAUUCCUUCCUCUAAAAUGCAGCAAACAGAGGAAAGAAUCAAUUCUUGUUUUGUUAAAUCUCCACGGAAAGGAGCUGAUUUAUGUCAUGAAGAGGACUCAGCUGGUAUAUUGCCUCAGAAAAGAGCAUUGGAACUUUCUGCCUGUAGCUCUAAAACACAAAAAACCACUCAUAAUGGAAAAGCUGCCGUAGAGGGCAGUGCACUUGACACUGAACGACUGGAGCCAACAUCUUUGGCGGGUGAUCAACUACAGAUUAAUGACUGCUCAGUGGAUGGGACUAGUUAUCUGAAUGUUUUACAUAAUUCAUGUGCUAGCAAUGCAACUACCAAGUUGUCAAAUGAUUCUUCUUCCUUUAAAACUGUUACUGCAGAGGACAGAAUGAAAAAUAGUGAUGAGAAAUCACCCAAAAUGUCCUUUAAGGGGUAUGGAGAGUUCACCUUGGCAGGCAAGCCAGAUCUGCAACAUGAGAAGUCACCUGAAAUGUCCUUCAAUGGAUUAAGAGAAUCCACCAUAGCAAGCAGGUCAAAUCUUGGAGAUUCUGGCCUAGAAAGAUGUGUACAAGUAAUUGGAGAGCCAGGCAAGCUGCAGAAUAAGUUCGAAGAUGUUGAGGUUCCUUCAAUUGAUGAUAGAAAGCUAGGGAUGGAAAAUUCCCAUAGCCCUGCUACCUUGGAUUUGCUUGAAAGAGGUAGUGAUAAGUUGGUGACAAAACUGCAUAGCAAGAAGAUGCUUGCGAAGAAGACCUUGGGUUCUAGAUCAAAACUAAGCAAUGUUGCUAACAGAAAAGGUUCUAUUUACUCAAGCAAAAUUGCUUCCGAAAAUGAUUUAACAAUUUGCUUGGAUGGGGCUAAUGAAAGAGCAACUCAUAAGAGUGCCAGUGAACUUGAAACACCACCUCCAACUAUUAACCUGGAUGAUGUGGUCGAAAAAGUUGUCUCAAAAUCUCUGAAUGCUGCUACUGCUAAGACUCAAUUCAGGGAUGAUGAAACUCAAGCUCCAGAUGAGGAAGAUGAGAAUGAUGCUAAGAAGACACCUGGAAAAGAGAAGUCUGAGUUGGUUGAAUCGACAUGUAAGGCAGACACAUUGCUAGAAACUGAACAUGUCAGAUGUGAUUCCAAGGUGGCUGUUGGGAGUGUAAUUACAUCAAAGAAUGGAACAAAUGGAAACGAUCCUGAGAGGGCAGUUAGUUGCAAGAACUCUGAAUUGGGUGAAUCAACUUUAAAAUGUUUUGGCUUGAAAAAGAAAACAAGUAAAAGGAAGAAACAACUUUCAGGUAAAGCCAAGAUGAAGGUUGUUCCUUCUCAAUCCAAAGAUGAUUUGGUUGGGGAUGAUACUAGCGUCGGGAAGAAUAUUGAGGAGAAAGAUGAUGAAAAGGAGAAUUUCAUUCCACAUCCUGCCACCAAAACAAGCAGCAGUAAUGCAUCUUUAAAAGUGGAAAACGCCAGGGGUGCAGGCAAGAGCAGCCCAGUUGGUCCCGAGGAGAUUCCUGGAAAAUCAGUUAAACCCAAUAAAAAAGCAGUGAAGACUAAUGAAAAAUCCCAGAAGGUCGAUUCUAAAACACAGCUGGUACAAAAGGUUUUCAACAGAUUGAAAACUGAGCCUGUGUGGUUUAUAUUGAGUGGCCACAGAUUGCAGAGAAAAGAAUUCCAGCAAGUCAUUAGGCGUUUGAAGGGAAAAUUUUGCAGGGAUUCUCAUCAAUGGUCAUACCAGGCAACACAUUUCAUUGCCCCAGAUCCAAUUCGUAGGACCGAGAAAUUUUUUGCUGCUGCUGCAUCUGGAAGGUGGAUUCUUAAGCCCGAUUAUUUAAGUGCUUGUAAUCAGGCAGGAAAAUUCUUGGCAGAGGAGCCUUAUGAAUGGCACAAUAGUGGCCUCAGUGAAGAUGGUGCAAUAAACUUGGAGGCUUCAAGGAAGUGGCGUCACUUGAGGGAGAGAACAGGCCAUGGCGCAUUUUAUGGGAUGCGCAUUAUCGUGUAUGGAGAAUGCAUUGCUCCUCCAUUGGACACUUUGAAGCGUGUUGUGAAGGCUGGGGAUGGUACCAUUUUGGCAACUUCUCCCCCUUACACCAGAUUCCUCAAAUCUGGAGUUGAUUUUGCAGUUGUUAGUCCUGGCAUGCCACGUGUUGAUUCGUGGGUUCAAGACUUCUUGAAACAUGAGAUACCCUGCAUUGUUGCUGAUUACCUAGUAGAGUACGUCUGCAAAGCUGGUUACUCCCUAGACAGACAUGUGCUAUACAACAGUCAUGAAUGGGCAGAGAAAUCAUUUAGCAACUUGAGGAGCCGAGCUGAAGAGAUUGUGGAGGACGUGACCACCCCACAGCCACCAGAUGAUUGUGGGAGUAAUGAUGUAGCAUGUCAAGUUUGUGGUUCUCGUGAGAGAGGAGAUGCCAUGCUAAUCUGCGGUGAUGAAAGUGGUUCUGUGGGUUGUGGAGUUGGCAUUCACAUCGAUUGUUGUGAUCCUCCGCUUGAGGAUGUACCUGAGGAGGACUGGUUUUGUCCGAAGUGUAGUCAAAGAAGCAGAAACAGCACAACUCCUUCAAAGAAAAGAAAGAAAGGAACCUCUCAAUCGAAGGAUAAGUGAUUUGCAUUAUUUUUCUAGCUUUUGGAACGGUCGCCUUCUGUCUUAAUUUUUGUACAUUAGUUUUGGGCCUUGUGGCUUAGCUUGUAGAAUUUGUCUGA